GCCAGAGAAGGACCCUCCGGCGCAUCCCCCCACCCCGCCGCCCCCGGAUGGGAGUCCUCGUCGUCUGCAGAAGAAGCCAGCCUUUCCAGAGCUGCGUGGAAGCCUCGCUGCGUCUCGCCGUCCAUUCUUCGGGCGAGGAGGCGAAAUUCAUGCUUCCCAGCCUCGGGAGAGGGGAGGAGAAAGGAAGGGGCCGCUCGCCGCCAGCUGCAGCAGCCCGCCUGGCUCCGGCUCCCCAGGCAGCCUGAGAUGCAAUCACUGGCGCCGGCGGCGUCGGCAUGGCAUCCUUCAAGGCGUUCGGGCAGGCCGGGCCGAGAGACGACGAGGAGGACGGAGGGGACUUGGACCGGUCCCUCCAGCAGAUGCUGCGGGCGAUAGUGGAGGAGAGGAACCGCGUCACCAUCCGCCACGAGAUCAGCGGGCUUGGGUGUUUCAAAGAUGACCGCAUUGUGUUCUGGACAUGGAUGUUUUCCACUUAUUUUAUGGAGAAAUGGGCCCCCCGGCAGGACGACAUGCUCUUCUAUGUCCGUAGAAAAUUAUCCUAUGUUAGUGGAGAUGAUACAGAUGGGAAGAAGCAGGUUGAAGUUGAAGUGUACCGCAGAGAUUCGAAGAAGCUCCCUGGCCUGGGAGAUCCAGAUAUUGACUGGGAGGAGAGUGUCUACCUGAACCUUAUUCUGCAAAAGCUGGAUUACAUAGUGACAUGUGCGGUGUGUACUCGUUCAGAUGGAGGGGAUAUCCACAUUCAUAAAAAGAAAUCCCAGCAAGUCUUUGCAUCUCCAAGUAAACACCCUAUGGACAGCAAAGGGGAGGAAUCAAAGAUCAGCUAUCCAAACAUAUUUUUUAUGAUUGACAACUUUGAGGAGGUGUUCAGUGACAUGACUGUAGGGGAAGGUGAGAUGGUUUGUGUGGAGCUGGUGGCCAGUGACAAAAGUAAUACCUUCCAAGGAGUUAUUUUCCAGGGAUCCAUCCGCUAUGAAGCCCUCAAGAAGGUCUAUGACAAUAGGGUAAGUGUUGCUGCAAAAAUGGCACAAAGGAUGUCCUUUGGCUUUUAUAAAUAUAAUAAUAUGGAGUUUGUGCGAAUGAAAGGGCCACAGGGAAAAGGACAUGCAGAAAUGGCAGUGAGUCGCGUUUCAACGGGUGACACUUCUCCCUAUGGUACAGAGGAAGAUUCAAACCCAGGUUCACCUCUACAUGAGAGAGUCACUUCCUUCAGCACUCCUCCAACUCCGGAACGCAACAACCGCCCUUCAUUUUUCUCCCCGUCCCUCAAGAGGAAAGUGCCCCGGAAUCGAAUCGCUGAAAUGAAGAAAUCCCAUUCUGCCAACGACAGCGAGGAGUUCUUUAGAGAUGAUGACGAUGGAGAUCUGCACAAUGCAACAAACCUACGGUCUCGGUCUUUAUCUGGAACAGGAAGAUCUCUUGUGGGCUCGUGGCUGAAGCUCAACAGAACGGAUGAAAACUUCCUACUCUAUGCACACUUAACCUAUGUCACGUUGCCAUUGCAUCGAAUCUUAACAGAUAUUCUGGAGGUGCGGCAGAAACCGAUUCUGAUGACGUAGCAGAGAACUGGGCACUGCCUUGGAAACCUUGCAGCCAAGUGCCUAAAAAAACUAACGACAGUGGUCUUCUGUCACUGCACCACCAUCUAGUGUCAGGAACUUAACAUUACACUGGAAAAAGGGAUGUCUAGGAAUUACCAGCCAGCGAAAUCAAGAAGUGCCUCUUCUUUCCUUCCUUCCUUCCUUCCUUCCGCCCUCUGCGAUAAUACUGUCUGCUCACUUAAAAAGAAAAAGACUACAUCUCCUUAUAGGUUUGACUGGCAGAAGAGUUCCAAUUAAAA
Molecule: messenger RNA, 1837 nt
Organism: Elgaria multicarinata webbii
Lineage: Eukaryota; Metazoa; Chordata; Lepidosauria; Squamata; Anguidae
Product: KIAA0930 ortholog
Exons: 10
Coding region: 276-1556 (426 amino acids)
Source: RefSeq, a predicted model, not a curated record